This is a messenger RNA of Brassica napus (rape), 624 nucleotides long. RefSeq lists its product as uncharacterized. The record is from RefSeq and is a predicted model, not a curated record. NCBI's taxonomy places the organism in Eukaryota, Viridiplantae, Streptophyta, Magnoliopsida, Brassicales, Brassicaceae. The transcript has a single exon. The coding region runs from base 1 to 624 and encodes 207 amino acids.
AUGUCGUCAUCUUCAUCCGACGAAGUUUUUGAAGAAAGAUUUGACGAAGUUUUCGAAGAAAUCUUCGAAGAUACGUUCACCAACAUAGUCGAGGCCCAAACCAGUAACCAAAGGAGCCGUGCUUAUAUUGAACGAAACCGUGAAGGAGGACAAGACCGCUUAUGGAAUGACUACUUCAGCGAAGAUUCGACAUUCUCGUCACAAUUAUUCAGACGCCGUUUCCGCAUGAAUAAGGACUUAUUCUUGCAUAUUGUCCAUGGGCUAUCAGAGAACAUUCCAUUCUUUCAGCAAAGAAGAGAUGCAACCGGGAGGUUCGGUCUUUCUGCACUACAAAAAUGUACGGCAGCAAUUCGUAUGCUUGCUUAUGGUUCUACGGCUGACACGGUUGACGAAUAUCUCCGACUUGGUGAGACCACUGCACUUUCGUGUUUACAUAAUUUCACUGACGGAAUAAUACAGUUAUUCGGAGAUGACUAUCUACGACGACCCACACUGGAGGAUCUUCAACGACUACUCGAUAUUGGAGAGAAACGAGGGUUUCCUGGGAUGGUCGGGAGCAUUGACUGUAUGCACUGGGAGUGGAAAAAUACACUCCCUCGCAGCAGAGAAACAAAUCUAAUAUAG